AUGCUAUCAGGGAAGGUGGCUCUCGUCACGGGGUCGACGGGGGGCAUUGGUCUUGCCGCCGCGCAUCAGCUCGCCAGGGCUGGUGCGGAUGUCGUUCUUAAUGGCAGGCACCAGGCUCCCAAGGAUCCAGGGAUUGUUGACGCUGUGGCCGCCCACGGCACGCGCGUCCGCUACUUCGGCGCCGACAUGAAAGACCGGGCGCAGAUCGAAGUCAUGGUGGGGUUUGUGGAGAAGGAAUUCGGCGCCGUGGACAUUCUUGUGAACAACGCUGGGAUUCAGCACGUCGCUCCGGUGGACACGUUUCCGGUAGACAAAUGGAACGACAUCAUCGCUCUCAACCUGACGGCUGCCUUUCACACCACACAGCUCUGUUUGCCGGGUAUGCGCCGGCGCGGUUGGGGUCGCGUCAUCAACAUCGCGUCGGUUCAAGGGCAGAUCGGCUCCGUUAACAAGUCGGCGUACUGCGCAGCCAAGCACGGCCUGCUCGGGCUCACCAAGGUUGUCGCGCUUGAAAACGCCACGACGAAUAUCACAUGCAACGCGGUGUGUCCGGGCUUCGUCUUGACGCCGUUGGUGGAGGAGCAAAUCAAAUCGCUUGCUGACGCCGGUUUUGACGGCGACACGUCCGCAGCUGCGCUGUCGAUGCUGAAGGCGAAGCAGCCGUCGCUUACUUUUGUGGCCGCCGAACAGGUUGGGGAUGCUGUGGUGUUUCUCUCGAGCCCGGGCGCGGACCAGAUGCGCGGAGCCGUCAUCACCCUGGACGGUGGCUGGGUGGCGCAGUGA
Messenger RNA from Trypanosoma grayi, 783 nucleotides. Its product is annotated as NAD(P)-dependent oxidoreductase. Bases 1 to 783 code for a protein of 260 amino acids. The transcript has a single exon. The record is from RefSeq and is a predicted model, not a curated record. Gene Ontology annotation, molecular function: 3-hydroxybutyrate dehydrogenase activity. Lineage: Eukaryota; Euglenozoa; Kinetoplastea; Trypanosomatida; Trypanosomatidae.